AUGAUGUAUCAAUCAGUUGAAUAUAAUAGGAAGAGAGUUAGAUCAAUUGAUAGAGAAAGAGAAAAAGAGUUGGAUUAUUAUAAUUAUACUGCUAAUAAUAAUAGUAGUAGUACAUAUUAUAAUAAUAGUAAUAGUAAUAGAAAAUGGGGAAAUAACUUUUCUUCUUCUUCCUACUCUUCUUCUUACUACAAUAACAGCAACAGCAGCAACAACAACAACAAUAGUUAUGGUAAUUCCUAUUACAAUUCUUCCUACUAUAGUGGUGGUGGUGGUGGUAGUAAUAGUAACAAUAACAACAACAAUAACAGUCACAGUACAAGUAGCAUUACUAGUAAUAAAGAUUAUAAAGAUUCAUCAUAUGUAAAUUACAGUGGGAACUCAACAUAUCAAAGUAGUAGCAGCAGUAGUAGUGGAUACUACCAAAGUCAGAGAUACUAUAAUGUCGGCGGCGGCGGCAGCAGCAGGGGUGACGAUUGUAAUAGUAAUAGGGAAUACAUAGGGGGGAACAACACAACCAACUACAGUAGUAGAGAUGACUACCGUAGUAAUAGUAACUACAACAGCAACAACAAUAAUAACAGAGAUUACGGUAAUACCAGUAGCAACAACAGCAGCAGAGAUAAAUAUAUAAAUUGUAAAAAUGAAUAUUAUUAUAGCAACAACAAUAAAGAUGACUAUAGCAGUAAUAGUCAUAGCAUUAACAGUCACAGAGAUCAUGAAUAUAACAACAUCAGAGAUUACAAUAGAGAUUAUUAUAAUACCAAUAAUUAUAAUUCUUCAUAUUACAACAACAACAACAAUAAUAAUAAUAAUGAAGAUAGAGGAGCUUAUAGAUAUAAUACUAAUAAUAAUAAUAAUAAUAAUAAUAAUAAUAACAAUAAUAAUAGUAGUAAUAAUAAUGGUUAUAAAAGUGAAACAAAUCAUCAUUUUUAUCAUUCAGAUGACUAUAAAGCAGCAUCACAAUCAGAUAAUAGACGUUCAUAUCAUGAUGAUCAAAUUACAAAGUCUAAAUCAGCACCACCACAACAACCGGCAUGGGAUGAUGAGAAUAAUUAUUAUAAAGCACAACUUGGUGAAUACCUACAUGAUAGAUAUAAAGUAGUAAGAGUAGUAGGAACAGGUACUUUCAGUACAGUAGUUGAAUGCUUUGACUCUAAUUCAGAUGUAUACGUUGCUAUAAAGAUAGUUAGAGCAGUAAAGAAAUACAGUGAAGAUGCUAUGGUGGAAAUUGAUAUUUUGGAUUCACUAGAGAGAAAUGGUGUAACAAAUCAGAAAUACAAUGCAUAA
Heterostelium album PN500 is the source of this 1287-nucleotide messenger RNA. It is a transcript of the gene clkA, whose product is annotated as putative protein serine/threonine kinase. The transcript is spliced from 3 exons. NCBI's taxonomy places the organism in Eukaryota, Evosea, Eumycetozoa, Acytosteliales, Acytosteliaceae. The record is from RefSeq and is a predicted model, not a curated record. Gene Ontology annotation, biological process: protein phosphorylation. The coding region runs from base 1 to 1287 and encodes 428 amino acids. Gene Ontology annotation, molecular function: ATP binding; protein kinase activity. Gene Ontology annotation, cellular component: nucleus.